Brugia malayi is the source of this 1761-nucleotide messenger RNA. Its product is annotated as Phosphoglucomutase/phosphomannomutase, C-terminal domain containing protein. The coding region runs from base 1 to 1761 and encodes 586 amino acids. Lineage: Eukaryota; Metazoa; Nematoda; Chromadorea; Rhabditida; Onchocercidae. The transcript is spliced from 14 exons. Gene Ontology annotation, molecular function: magnesium ion binding; phosphopentomutase activity. Gene Ontology annotation, biological process: purine ribonucleoside salvage; carbohydrate metabolic process. The record is from RefSeq and is a predicted model, not a curated record.
AUGGAAGAUUAUGAAACGCUUACUACAAAUUGGUUGAAAUGGGAUAAUAAUGAACAAAGUCGUGCAGAAAUUGACGAAUUAUGGAAGAAGAAAGAUACUGAAGAGUUGAAAUCAAGAAUGUGUGGCAGGUUGUCCUUUGGUACAGCUGGUGUGCGAACAAAAAUGGAAGCUGGUUUCUGUCGACUGAAUGAUUUGACAAUACUAAUGCUUACCGAUGGUUUUGCUAAACACUUGAAAGAUGUGUAUAAACGUCAAAGUAAUGGUGUUGCCAUUGGUUAUGAUGGUCGUUAUAAUAGCGAACGUUGGGCUAAAUUGGCUGCGAAUGUAUUUACCAAUAAUGGAAUUAAAGUAUAUCUAUUUUCGAAAUGCUGUCCAACACCUCUUGUGUCUUAUGCAACAAUGCGAUUCAAAUGUGAUGCUGGUUUAAUGAUAACAGCUUCUCAUAAUCCAAAACAAGACAAUGGUUAUAAAGCUUAUUGGACAAAUGGAGCUCAGAUAUUGGCACCUCAUGAUUCGGAAAUAUGCCGACUUGCUUAUGAAAAUAUGGAACCAAAGCCGGAGUAUUGGGAUGUAUCAAAACUUUCAACACAUCCACUUUUACAUUCAGCUGAUCCCAUAAUGGAGAAAUAUUUCACCGAAGAAUUAUCCCUGUGUCGUUAUAAGUCUUUGAAUGAAAAAUGUCCGAUAAAAUUCACUUAUACUGCAUUCCAUGGUGUUGGACUACCGUAUAUGACAAGAAUGUUGAAAGAUUUCGGAUUUCCAUCUGAAAAUAUAAUUAUCGUACAGGAGCAUGCAGAACCAAAUCCCGAUUUUCCGACGGUACCAUUUCCAAAUCCAGAGGAGGGUCGGAAAGUGCUCACAAUACCUAUAGCAACAGCUGACAAGCAUAAUUCUAGCAUAAUUCUGGCCAAUGAUCCAGAUGCUGAUCGUUUCCAGUUAGCGGAAAAACAACCCAAAGGUGAAUGGAAGAUUUUUACGGGAAAUGAAAUGGGUGCUCUGAUUUCAUGGUGGAUUUGGCAUUGUUGGCGAGAACAAAAUCCGGAAAAGGAUCCCUCAAAUUUGUACAUCGUCAGUAGUGCUGUUUCAUCCUCAAUAAGUCGUACUAUUGCAACAAAAGAAGGUUUCAAAAUUGAGCUAGGUUUAACCGGAUUCAAGUGGUUAGGAAAUAAAUCGGAUGAGCUUCGCCGUCUUGGAAAAACAGUAUUGUUCUCAUGGGAAGAAUCAAUUGGUUUCAUGCUGGGGCAUGCCCUCGAUAAAGAUGGUAUUACUGCAGCUGCAACAUUCGCUGAAUUGACAUCUUAUUUAUAUUCCGAGCAAUUAACUCUUAUCUAUUAUAAUAGGUAUGGUUUUCAUCUAAUUAGUAGCUCGUAUUGGUUUGUACCAAAUCAAACAACAAUGAAGAACAUUUUUGCAAAAAUACGUAAAGGCAGUAAGUACCCACAAAAAAUCGGAAAAUUCGAUGUUAAAUAUGUACGUGAUCUGACGAUUGGGUAUGAUAAUGAGCAACCUGGAAAUAAACCAAUUCUACCGCUCAGUACUUCAUCCGAAAUGAUUACAUUCACAUUAUCGGAUGGUAGUUGGGCAACAAUACGAGCAAGUGGAACUGAACCAAAAAUCAAAUAUUAUAUUGAAUUCAAAUCACCACCAGGCAAAACCAAAAAAGACUUAGCUGAUAUACAGAAACAACUUGCCGAACUAGAGCAAGCGGUAAUUGACAAUUUAUUGGAGCCAAAAAUCAAUGGUCUGAUUGCAAGAUGUUAA